This is a messenger RNA of Cephus cinctus (wheat stem sawfly), 1115 nucleotides long. It is a transcript of the gene MagR, whose product is annotated as iron-sulfur cluster assembly 1 homolog, mitochondrial. NCBI's taxonomy places the organism in Eukaryota, Metazoa, Arthropoda, Insecta, Hymenoptera, Cephidae. The coding region runs from base 226 to 663 and encodes 145 amino acids. The record is from RefSeq and is a predicted model, not a curated record. Gene Ontology annotation, biological process: iron-sulfur cluster assembly. Gene Ontology annotation, cellular component: mitochondrion; cytoplasm. Gene Ontology annotation, molecular function: 2 iron, 2 sulfur cluster binding. The transcript has 3 exons.
CGAGGGGUUACGCCGUGGCGCCCAGUUGAGGUUAAGGCGAAAAAAUCAAUAGUAUCUUAGAAUUACGCAAUAGGCUGGAUAUCGGUCACUGGACACUGGAUUGUCGUUGUACGAUGUUAAGAAAUACUUUACGAUUCAUGACAGUCGCGAUAUGUAUAUGAAAUACUUCGUAGACUUUUUGAGAAACGACCGGGCAAUUACGAAAUUUUCGCGAAAUUUCACUUGAUGUCCACUGACGUCACGCGUCAAAGGAAAGAUGGCGUCGCGUAUAGCUGCGGCUGCCACUGUUCGUGCUGUCAAGGGUCGGAAAAUACUGCCUACGAGAGCUGCGCUUGUUCUCAACUUUUUUUUCAGACACCGAAUGCUGUGAAAAAGAUCAAGGAGAUACUCAAGGACAAAACCGAAUUCAUUGGAUUGAAAGUUGGUGUCAGACAGAGAGGAUGUAAUGGAUUAAGUUAUACCUUGGAUUACGCCACAGAGAAGAGCAAAUUGGAUGAGGAGGUCAUUCAGGAUGGCGUGCGUGUUAUAAUAGAUAGAAAAGCUCAGCUAUCUUUGCUUGGAACAGAAAUGGAUUAUAUCGAGGACAAGCUCAGCGCAGAGUUUGUCUUUAUUAAUCCUAAUAUUAAAGGGACGUGUGGUUGUGGUGAAAGUUUCUCAGUUUAGUAUAUGUAGCAUUUUUUUUUAGUAAAACUUGGUCAAAUCUCUUAGUCAGCUAUUGCUAUUGAAUUUUGAUGUAUUCUUAUAUAUAUAAAUACAUGUCACCCACCGACAAGAGGAUGAUCUUAGCUAGCGUGGUUUUAUAUUUGUAGUAAAGGAACUAAAUGCUACAUAGGAAUGUUAUAUUUAAAAACAGGACUUUCCUAAUAAAAGCUGUCUGGGUGUAUCUCAGCAAGCAUGGUAAUCCUGUUGCAAUAUAAUUAGAUCAAUGCAUUCACAUAAUCUGUAAAUAUGUAGUGCUAUUAUUUGUGGGUGACUACUUCCCAUGAUCACAUUAUGAAAUAUAGAAAAUCACAAUGACAUAAUUGUUCAGAAGUAAGUUGUAUAAAUUGUAGGUACGAAGUUACAGUACUUUUCUGUAUAAUACUUUUUUUGAUUUGAAUAAAAAUAUCUAUUUA